Messenger RNA from Esox lucius (northern pike), 4916 nucleotides. RefSeq names its product pre-mRNA processing factor 4Ba (gene prpf4ba). NCBI's taxonomy places the organism in Eukaryota, Metazoa, Chordata, Actinopteri, Esociformes, Esocidae. The record is from RefSeq and is a predicted model, not a curated record. Bases 59 to 3058 code for a protein of 999 amino acids. The transcript is spliced from 15 exons. Gene Ontology annotation, molecular function: protein serine/threonine kinase activity; ATP binding. Gene Ontology annotation, biological process: peptidyl-serine phosphorylation; mRNA cis splicing, via spliceosome; peptidyl-threonine phosphorylation.
ACGACAGUGCCUUGACAUUUCUUGUUUUGCUAUCCAGUGCGCAUGUCCAAAGUAAACAAUGAAAAUGGCUGCCAUGGACUUUAUAAGUGGUGACAGCGAGAGGAACCAAGCUGGAGAGGACCCAGGGACCUCUGAGAGAAGUUAUAAUGAAGACGAAGACGAGGGGCUGUCAGAUGGAGAUGAGGAAGGGGGCAGUGUCGGGAAGGUCGCCUCCAGUACCUCAAAGCUCGGCAUUGUUGCAAGCUCUGCCAAGGCUAAGAAGAGGAAACACAAGCACCGCAGCAAACACAAGCGCCACAAGCACCCCUCCCCCGAGGACAAAGAACGUCGCCACAAGCACCGGCACAAGCACAAGAGGCGCAAGCGCAAAGACGGCCCAUCGACCGAAGGAUUCCCCCCAAGUGGGAACAGCGAUGCACCCCUGUACUCCACCUCCACCAAGCAGCCAGGACUGGAAGACGACGAGAUGACGCUUCUAGAGGAGCUGGAGAAACAGAGGGCCUUGAUCCAAGCCGAGCUCGAUGGUGAACUGACUGAGGGGGGUAGGGGGUUCAUCCUCCAGGGCUACCAGUCUGGGGAGGAGGAGGAGGAGGAGGAGGAGGGGGAGGGGGAGGGAAGUGGGGGGUAUCAGAGGGAAUGGGUACACAAUGGGCAGCCGUGGCGCAGGGACGCGACAGGGGCCAGUUCAGACUUGCAGACAGCUAAGGACACCGCUAGAGUCGGACGAGAGUCGACGGACCCCGCGAAAGCUACUCAGGGCAGUCCCUGUAAAAACGCCAGGAAGAGCGGGACAGACGUGAAGACCAAGGUUGUGACGAGAGGAAGUAGCACGUCCAGGGAUUGCGACAGACGGAGACAUUCUAGGAGUGCGGAGUGCUUCAAAGAAAAGGCGCGUGCAUCCAAGUCUCCCGCCGGCUCUAGGAGACACACCCCGCCAGCUCAAGGCAGAGAAGCCCCAAGCCAGGAGCCCAGCGGCAGCAACCGCAAGUCACCCGGGCAGUCCAACGAUUCCAAGGCCAGACGGCCGGACACAGAAGGGGACGUGGACCGGAAAGAUGCCAAGGAGGCUUCUUCUGGAAAGGAGAACCGCUCUCCUUGCCUUCGGGAGAGACUGCCAGUCCCCACCCUGAGGCAGAGCACAUCCCCGUCACAGCGCCGGGAACCGCGGGAGUCCUCUUCGGGCCCCCAGGCAGCUGAGCGGAGGGCCAGGUCACCGCCACCGCUCAGAGUAGGCCACUCACGCUCCCCGGAGAGUCGAAGGAGAGAGAUGAGGAUCUCCCCUGGGAGGAUUCGGAGCCAAGAGGAAGCAGGAGGCCGCAGGGCAGCUAGCCCAGGGCUCGGGGCCCGGCGGAGGUUCAGCCGUUCACCUUUUAAGAGGAGGUCUCGCUCUCCCAGGAGACAUAGCAGGUCUCCAAUCAGGAGGAGGUCGAUGGACCGAGACAGGCUGGCACGGAGGUCCAGCUGGAGGUCCAGAUCCCAGGAGCGAAAGCAGAGACGGAGCCGGGACAGAGAAGACAAGUUCAAGGGCAGCCUGUCUGAGGGAAUGAGGGUCGACAAGGACGACUCUGAAGACGAGAUUGUGUCCUGUAACAGGCUGGAAGACUUUGACUUGGAUGAGGAGGACGAGGAGGCCCUCAUCGAACAGAGGAGGCUACAGCGCCUCGCCAUCAUACAGAAGUACAAGGGAGGAAACGAGGACAGUAACCUGUCCGCUCCGUCUGAGCCCAGCAGCCCCCAGAGCAGCCCGCGCAGCCGAUCGCCCUCGCCCGACGACAUCCUGGAGCGUGUAGCGGCCGACGUCAAAGAGUAUGAGCGGGAGAAUGUCAACACGUUCGAGGAGAACAUCAAGGCCAAGCACAACCUCAUCGAACCCGGGAGGGAUGGUAAAUAUGGGACCAACUUGAAAAAACUAUCUGCCCCCGAUAUGUUCACCGAAUCAGAUGACAUGUUCAUCGCCUACUUUGACAAUGCAAGGCUUCGAGCUGCAGGCAUCGGGAAAGACUUCAAGGAAAACCCCAACCUCCGGGACAACUGGACCGAUGCAGAGGGCUACUACCGACUUAACAUCGGGGAGAUCCUGGACAAGCGGUACAGUGUGUACGGCUACACGGGUCAGGGCGUGUUCAGCAACGUCAUACGAGCCCGAGAUGUGGCUCGAACUAGCCAGGACGUGGCCAUCAAGAUCAUCCGCAAUAACGAGCUCAUGCAGAAGACCGGCCUCAAGGAGCUGGACUUCCUGAAGAAACUCAACGAUGCCGACCCGGAUGACAAGUUCCACUGCCUGCGCCUCUUCCGACACUUCUACCACAAGCAGCACCUCUGCCUGGUCUUUGAGCCUCUCAGCAUGAACCUCCGCGAGGUGCUGAAGAAGUAUGGCAAAGACGUGGGCCUCCACAUCAAGGCAGUACGCUCUUACAGCCAGCAGCUCUUCCUGGCUCUGAAGCUGCUCAAACGCUGCAACAUUCUGCACGCCGACAUCAAGCCCGAUAACAUCCUGGUCAACGAGUCGAAAACCAUCCUGAAGUUGUGCGACUUCGGUUCGGCGUCCCACGUGGCCGAGAAUGACAUCACCCCCUACUUGGUCAGCCGGUUUUACCGGGCGCCGGAGAUUAUCAUAGGGAAGCCGUACGACUACGGCAUCGAUAUGUGGUCCGUGGGCUGCACCCUGUACGAGCUGUACACCGGCAAGAUCCUCUUCCCGGGAAAGACCAACAACCACAUGAUCAAACUGGCCAUGGACCUCAAGGGCAAGAUGCCCAACAAGAUGAUCAGGAAAGGCGUGUUCAAGGACCAACACUUUGACCAGAACCUCAACUUCCUGUACACUGAAGUGGACAAGGUUACUGAACGGGAGAAGGUGACAGUGAUGAGCACCAUCAACCCUACCAAGGAGCUGCUGUCCGACAUGGUGGGCUGCCAGCGUCUCCCCGAGGACCAGCGCAAGAAGGUGGCCCAGCUCAAGGACCUGUUGGACCGAACCCUCAUGCUGGACCCGGCCAAGCGGAUCAGCAUCAACCAGGCCCUGCAGCACCCCUACAUCCAGGAGAAGAUCUUCUAACCGCCUGCCACCCUGUCGCCAUCACCCGUCGGCAGAAGCCGUGGCCCAUUCUGGUCGGACCCUGCGAUUUAUUAGAGCUGGAAGACUUAGCUGACAAAGUAGUCCUGUCCUCCCAGCCCCAUUUGAAAAACACAUCCUUAUAAUGACAUGCAAAGAUCUUGUGGUCUGACCUGACCGCAGAAGACAAGUUUGGGUCUCAUCCACUCAGAUCUUCAGUUCGGGCCCUGUUUCAGGCGACUGAACGUGAAUGAUGUUGUAGCUGUACAAAUUUUCCGGGACACGUUUUGGGAUUCACCGUUGCCAAGGCUGUGACCAGCAGGGGACGCUGGUCCAGAUUGGCCGUUUCACAGCUGAUUGGCCGUUUCACAGUUUUUCGUCAUGGGUUUUGGUUGAUUGGUGUUCGUCCGACUGGCUGCGGAGCCGGGCGCAAAGCCUUUUGAAUGGGAUGUUGGCAGUCGGCAGCCUUGGCGGCUCUUCUGACUCGUGUUCUAAUGUUCUUACCUGUCCUGUGAGUUGUGAUGUGGCGCCGGGCCAGUUUAACCACCGUCUGCGUCCACAUCCCCUCAGGUGUAAUCCCCCCCCCCCAUCUGCCAGUAGGUCUGUCAGAGACAAAACCAAAGGACCCCUUGGUGGUCCUUUGGUCCUGCUUGAGCCCACCUGCUGACAUCUCAACAUGUUUAAAGCAAGUUGUAUGCCAUGUUCGGUACAUUUAAGGUAAGCCACUCAGCCCCCCUCCAAAAAACAAAACCCAUCAACUUCACCUGGUUAUGUUUAUUCAUUUUUUUUUUUUUAAAUGUCUUUUUUUUAUGUUACAAACCUUGCUUUAGCCAGAGGCUCCGUAGGCACGGUUUAUAUAUGACAAGAAACGUCGGACAAAAAUUUCUGUUGGCUUGGUUUAGAGACAAGGUUUCUAGAAGUAAAGUAUAUGUUUCUUAAACCUAAAAAAAUUACUAUUGAUAAUUAAUGUGAAAGUGUCUAUCAAGGAAAUCAGUCACACAACCAGAUCGUGGGGACAGUAGCCAGCUAGCUACAAUGGACAACAGCACUUUCAGUGUACUUCUGUCACAAAGGAACAACGCAUAUUUCUUUUGCUCUGCUGUAAAGGAUACUUUUUUUGUUCCUGUGUCCCAUUCAAUACAAUGUGUUGGGUGACCAUGGAUGCUCUGCUACUGUACAUUUAUACGAAACCAUGUUUUACAAUUUGUUAGGUGUGUUGUUCUGCAAAAAAAAAAAAAAAAAAGGAUAUUUAAAUGUUUUGUUUUCCUGUAUUUGCCAUUGGUUUUCAUGUUUCUGUGACUAUGUUGUCUUUUGAUACAGGGAUAUUCCUGCUCUGAGAUUUUGGGUCUGCUUGUUAUAAGCGGUAAUUGCAUCUAUUUUAUUUUGUUAUAUUAAUAUUGUGACAUUCUUAUAGGAGCAAAAUGGAAAUAAACGUGCCCAAAUGACUAGAUAAUGCAGUAUUUAUGGCUUUUUCAUAAAUGUCUACAUAAAUCUGCCAAUGUUCAGGCCACUGAAAGUGUCAAUAAUUAACCGAAUGUAUUCUUAGUGUAAUUAACUAGAAUGUAUUCUUAAUGCUAUUUUGACGAGCCUAAACUGAGCUUUUAGGGUGGAUGUCUAAUUCAACAACAGUGAAUAAUUUGUCUUAGUAUACUCUAGAUUUAGUUCAAACCAAAUGAGCAAAAAAAAAAGGUGUGGGGCUUUUUCUCCACUAACUAACUGAUGUUUGUGAUGUUUGUUUUUUUCCGCACUGAUGUUUCCUGUGGGGGCUGAGAGCGAGACAGUCCAGCACCUUCUCCGACCUGGGCUUCACUUUCAGAGAGACCAGACCUCCGCAAGGCCUCUUAUCCAGGGCAUUUUUGAU